This is a messenger RNA of Bombyx mandarina (wild silkworm), 1239 nucleotides long. It is a transcript of the gene Tm2, whose product is annotated as tropomyosin 2. Lineage: Eukaryota; Metazoa; Arthropoda; Insecta; Lepidoptera; Bombycidae. The record is from RefSeq and is a predicted model, not a curated record.
CAUAUCGGAAUCCUGGAUUUUUGGCACCGAAAAUAGUCGGGCGGGCGCGCGCUACGGCCGCGAGGGCGGGCGCGGCGCAGUGCGUGUCGCUCCGCCGUGUGAACAGCCCGUUCGUGAGGCGUAUUUAAUUCGACCGGACCGUAACAACAAAAAGCCGCCACCAUGGACGCGAUCAAGAAGAAGAUGCAGGCGAUGAAGCUGGAGAAGGACAAUGCCAUGGACAAGGCCGACACCUGCGAACAGCAGGCUAGAGACGCCAACCUCCGUGCUGAGAAGGUAAACGAGGAAGUCCGCGAACUCCAGAAGAAGCUCGCCCAGGUGGAGGAAGACCUGAUCCUGAACAAGAACAAACUGGAGCAGGCCAACAAGGACCUUGAAGAGAAGGAGAAGCAGCUGACCGCCACCGAAGCCGAGGUCGCUGCCCUCAACAGGAAAGUGCAGCAGAUUGAGGAAGACCUCGAGAAAUCUGAGGAGAGGUCCGGCACCGCCCAACAGAAGCUGCUCGAGGCCCAGCAGUCGGCUGACGAGAACAACCGUAUGUGCAAAGUGUUGGAGAACAGGGCACAGCAGGACGAGGAGCGUAUGGACCAGCUCACCAACCAAUUGAAAGAGGCCCGUCUCCUCGCCGAGGACGCUGACGGAAAAUCCGACGAGGUUUCGCGAAAACUGGCCUUCGUUGAAGACGAACUCGAAGUCGCCGAAGACCGUGUCAAGUCUGGUGACGCUAAGAUCUCAGAGCUUGAAGAAGAAUUAAAGGUCGUCGGUAACUCCCUUAAAUCUCUCGAAGUAUCCGAAGAGAAAGCUAACCAGCGCGUCGAAGAGUUCAAGAAGCAGCUGAAGACCCUGACCGGCAAGCUGAAGGAGGCCGAGGCCCGUGCCGAGUACGCCGAGAAGACAGUCAAGAAACUGCAGAAGGAGGUCGACAGGCUCGAAGACGAGCUCGGCAUCAACAAGGAUAGAUACAAGAGCUUGGCUGAUGAGAUGGAUUCCACCUUCGCCGAGUUGGCUGGUUACUAAGCUCUCGCACUCCACAUACAGACCACAAACACACACAAACAGAACAUGUACACACACAUACGCAGCGCCGCUGCCACACACACACAAACACAUGUACAUUAAUUACACAACAACUCGGAUACAUGUUUACACGUGAUGUAAUAAUAUUUAUUAAUAUUUUAUGUAAAUUUAUUUACGAUUUUCAAUAAAAUUUAAUUUAUAACAAUAGUUUUGUAAAUUUUA